AUGGUCGGAAUCGAUAUCGUGGAGCCCGCAGAAAUUCCUGUGAUCGACUUCCAAGCUCUCUCAGCUGGCACUCUACAGGAGCGCAAGACUGCGCUCAAACAGCUAGAUGAUGCAUUCCAAUCGGUUGGACUUAUACAUCUUUCCAACCAUAGCAUUGGACAGGAUCUCGUAGACGAGGCAUUUGCAUGGUCUAAACGCUUCUUUGAUCUCCCAGAUGACGUGAAGGAGCUAGUUCGUCACCCUCAUGACGCGUCUGACCACCGUGGCUGGGUAGCUGCUGGCACUACCGUCUCAAGUCAAGGUGUUUGGGAUCAAGAGGUUAUCGAGCGCAUACAUAAAACCGGCCCAGUGGAAAAGAGGGAGAGCUUCGAGACAGGAGACCCCUACCCGAGCAGGAUUCCAAACCCUAACUUCAUACCAAAUCGGAUACUGCCUGAAGAAAUCUUUCCUGGCUUUGAGGCAUUCACUAGGAAGUGGUGGGAUGCAUGUGUAGAGCAAGAGCUUCAGCUUCUCCGGUGUCUAUGUGAAAUCCUUGAUAUCCCAGACAAAGAUUUUCUUGGGAAACAGCAAAACCCGGACUUUAAUCGCAGUGCAACUGGUUGGAAUCAUUAUCUAUCUAUACCCUUUCAAUCCCUGGCCAGUGGACAAUCUAUUCGUCUCAAUGCUCAUACAGACUAUGGGCAAUUGACUUUAUUGUUCCAAGAUACGACUGGUGGACUCGAAGUCGAGGAUAAAGAGGCCGGCAUUUUCAGGCCUGUGCUCCCUAGACCCGGUAUGGUUAUUGUUCAGAUUGCCGAUAUGCUUGAGAGACAGUCAAAUGGGAGAUGGAAAAGCUCCUUGCAUCGGGUUACUACCCCUCAUCACCUAAAGCACAGUGAUGUAGGUGAUAGUCUGUUGAUUGAGCGAUUUUCGAUUGGUUUCUUUAUUCAGCCUGACUUCGACCUGGUUAUAAAACCUCUUCCGGGUUGUGAAGCCAAAGGGAGAUGGUCAUCACUGGAGUGGGAGGAUGAAAUCACUGCUGGUGAGUGGCUGACUAGGAGAGUCGCUCUGGAAUAUCGACCCUCGGACAAGUAA
Molecule: messenger RNA, 1074 nt
Organism: Trichophyton benhamiae CBS 112371
Lineage: Eukaryota; Fungi; Ascomycota; Eurotiomycetes; Onygenales; Arthrodermataceae
Product: oxidoreductase, 2OG-Fe(II) oxygenase family, putative
Exons: 2
Coding region: 1-1074 (357 amino acids)
Molecular function (GO): dioxygenase activity
Source: RefSeq, a predicted model, not a curated record